AUGAUAAGUAGCGAUAUUACAUAAAUUUAAAAAACUAAAAAGGUCAAAUCCUCAGGUAUACGCUCUAAACUGCGUAAAAUAAUUUGGGCGAUAGCCAUAAUAGCUUCAAUUUUGACUGUAUCAAUUAGCCAAAAUAUUUAGGGAUACUUUGCUGGAUCAAUUUUAGUAAUUAUCGCUUCGAUAUUUCACAUUCUAGCAAAGUAUAUUGAUUCUUCUCUUCUUACAGUUGAUCUAGUUAUCACUCUUUCAAUAGGAUAUUUUUUAGCCUUCUUUACUUUUAUAUUAAUACCUGCUGACACUGCCUUAUCAAUAAGAUAUUAGAAUUUGUUCAAGGAUUCUCCACAAUCUAAAGAGAUUGCAGACUUAUCUUAAAUCAACAAUUCGAAUUACUUAUAUGACAACACUUAUUAUAAAAUAUGGUAUGUUGUUUAUUGGGUUAUGAUGGCAUUAAAUAUGUUCAUUAUGAAUGUCUAAAAUUUGUUUCAUAAAACAGGCCAUGUAUUUUUUUGCUCUCGUAUUGUAGGUACAAUUGUCAGCUAUAUCAAACUUUGUUUAGUAUUUGUGAUUCCAUUUGUUAUAGGAUGCAUUAUCUUAUUCAUUUUUACUAAAAGCUUUGGAAUUGGAGUUAUGACUUAGGUUUUUUUGUUACUAUCUAAUAUUUAUGGUAUAACAGUUUUGGUCCUGUUAAUUGGGUAUGGUCUAGUUUAAUUUCCUUACUCUCUUUGGUCAAAAACUAAUACAAAUAAUACUUUAGAUGUUCUAUUAACUAAAGCAGAGCCUCUUUUUAAUAGGUAUUGUGAUGCUUAGACCAACUUGUUAUUAGCUACCUAAAAAAUGCAGAAUAUAAUUAAUAAAAUUUAUGAUGGUCAUUAGCUCUAUCCUUAUAAAGAUAUGUUUAUCAACGAAUUGCCAAACUUGGAUGAGCAUAGGUCAUACAAAACAAGCUCAGCUUCUUCUAAUUUAAUGAAGCAUUUAACUGACAUGCCAGAUAUCAUUACUGAAAAUUAUCUUGCUAACGCUAGGUUUUCUUUAAAGAGUGCAAAAUAUAAUUUUAUUAAAGUUUUUAAUAAAUGGAAACAACACUGUGAUAAAAUUUAUAAGGUUAUUGACAUAAAAAGUCUAGAAAAUAAAAAAGAUCUAAUUUCACCUACAAGAGAAGAUAAACAUUCUAAAAGCAAUAACAAUUAAAACAAGGACUCAUUAAAAAGCAAAUUUUUGAAUACUUCUUUCAACGAUCUGCUUAAAGAUUAUAAACAAUUAGAGGCAAAAAAAAUGGAUAAAAAGUAUGUGAUCUUUUACAAAAUAUCAGCUUGCUUAGCUGGUAUGCUAUCUAUUUUAAUUAUUUAUAGUGAAACAGCUUUAAUUUUUUCUACUGACGAUAAUUAAGCUAUUGUAUUUAUGAGAAUCAUAUAAAACAGCACAAAUGUAGCUGGUGUAAUUGUUUUCAUUUUAGUUAUCCUAUGUUAUGUAAUACAUUGUGCAUGCUUUGCUUUGUUUGAAAUUGAUUUAGGAGCAGGAUUUGAAAUUUAUCCUUAUCAUACUCAUCCACUAACUGUUAUGUUUAAUUCUAAAACAUGUGGAACAAUAGCUUUUCCUUUGUGCUAUAAUGUAAUGCUGAUUCUGAACUAAGUUGAUAAUAGUGAUUUAAAAGUGCAUUCUGGCUUUGACACAUUUUUCAGACCAAUGCAAAGUGUCCCUUUUUUAGGAAGAUGGUAUAAUCUAAUAGUGUGUUUUUUAAUAUCAGUCGUAGGCAUAAUAUCGAUGUUUAGUUCUCUUAAAAAACUAGUAAAAACUAUUACAAGAGAUAAAAUAGAUAUGGGUUCGAAUGAAGUUGAAGUUGAGAAAAUAUAAUCUGGUGAGAAAUGGGUGAUAAACGAAUGGCAAAGAAGAAAAAAAUAACAAUUUAUCAAUAACUUAUAAAACAAAAAUAAUAAUCAAGAUUUAAGCUAAAAUGAAUUAGAACAAAGCUAAAGUGGAUUAUUAAAUAAAAUAAAAGGCUUUUUCACUUUUAAAAAGAAAGACAGAAAAAAUGAUAAUGUUUAGGAAUUGACUGAGACACAAAACAAUUAAUAAAAAAAGCCAGUGUCUAAAUUAGCUUAAUUGAUGAAUAAUAAUUAAAAUUAAUCUUAAAACAAUUUUAAUAAUUCAAAUAAGUUAGAAGAAGGAGGAAUAGUAGCUAGAGUAAGAUAAUAGCAGUAUUUAUAAUAGUAAUUAAAGGAGAUGUCUCUAGAAGAAAUGGUUAAUGGAAAAUAAGUUAUUAAUUAUACGAAUGAAAUUUCUUUAGAUGAUAGCUUUUUCCAAACAAAAGAUGAUACUACAGAUUAAGAUAAAAGUAAGGUUCCUACUUUUUAGGUAAUUCAUAUUGAGGAUUAAGGAUAAGAUAUUGAAAAUAGAUAGCAUUAAAACACUAUGCUAGCAACAAAUAUAGCAAGCGACUUCUAUGCAAAUAAAAAAUAGUAAAAGGAUUCUAUUGCAAGAACUGAUACUUCGAAUUAUGACCUAACUUACUCUGAGUCAUCUUCCUCAGUAAGAGUUAAAAAAAAUGCAGUAUCAAUUUCAAAUUAAAAUGAAACAAAUCCAAAUAGUGCUAGAUCUGAUGAUUCAUAUGCUCAUGAUUUCGAAGUCAAUAUUUAUGGUAAAAAUGUCAAGCACAAAAUGUUUAAUCAGCCUAACAGAAAGAUCACUGAAAAUUUAGAUGAAAAUGAGUUAAAUGAAUAAACUGAACCUAGAUUAAGAGCUAAUAACCCAUAGCUAUUCAAAACAUAGCUUAACGAAAUUUCCUCUGAAUAUGCAGAAAGUUAGCUCGGUCAAAGCGAGUUUUAAAACACACUUCAGUAAUUUGAUAUUGAAAAACCAAAUAUUGCUUCUUAUUAGAUGAGUUUAAAUGUUUUUUCUCCAGAAUUCUAAGCACCAGUAAUUUCAGAGCUCAACAAUGACGAAAUACAAGAAGAAUAUUAAAAUCAUCAUUAGUAUGAAUAGGAAUAUAACAAUGAUUAAUUUUAUAAUAAUAACAACUAAUAUAUUGAAAAUUAAAUUGAUUAAAAUACUUUUUAGUGCAAAGAUUAAAACGGGAUAGAUGAAAUUUAGUAAUAAGAUAUAAAUGAUGAUGAUUUUUAACAAAAUGAUAACUAAAUUGUUCAAAAUAGGUAGUCUAAUUUAUCUAAUGUUUCCCAAAAAAGUCUAAAAAUUAAUCUCGAUAGCAUUAAAGGAUCUGUUGAUGAUGAUUAAUCUAAUUAUAAGAAUAUGAAUAUUAUUGGUGAAAUAGAAUUUUAAAAAGAAAGAAAAAAGAAUUUAAAAAUUAAAAAAAUUCACAAAAAAAUACUUUAACAGGGUAAAGAUAUUUCUGAAAAUUUUGAAGUUAAUUCUGAUGUUUAUGAUGAUGAUGAAGAUGAGACUAACAGUGAUUAAGAAGAAAAUGGAUAGCAAAAUGAAAAUUAAGAAGAAAAUAAUAAAAGUCCUUUAAAGCAGAUAAGUUAGAAUAUUAAUUAUAAAUCAGAGGUUAAAACUAAAUCUAUUGAAAAAAGUAAAAGUUUAAAGGAUGAUGCAGAUUACUCAUCUGAUAAUACAGAUGAUUUAGAAUACUAAAUGACAAGAGGGAGAAGUAAGAUAGUCUAGACAUAAUAGUCUAAGUCUUAAAUUAAUAUAGAUGGAGGAUGGGUCUAUAAAAAAAGUGAAAAUAAAGUAAUGAGAAAGUUGAAUGGAUGGAAAAAAAAAUACCUUAUUGUUAAAGAGGGAAGUUUAUUUUAUUAUGAAAACAAUGACUAGUAGUAAAAAGGAAACGAAAUAUAAAUGCAAAAUAUAGUAAAUGUAAUUUAAUACAGUAAAGAUGCAAGAAAAGCUAAUAAAAAAGAAACUAAUGAAGAUAGAAACCUUCGCUUUAUUAUUUAUACAAAAGAUAGAAAAUUUGAUUUUAAAACAGAAAAUGAAUAAGAUACUGUUGAAUGGGUUGAUCAUAUUUAAAAUCAUGUAUUAAGAUAUUUAAAGAGUUAAGAAAAAUAAAAAAAGUGA
Tetrahymena thermophila SB210 is the source of this 4008-nucleotide messenger RNA. RefSeq names its product PH domain protein. Gene Ontology annotation, cellular component: membrane. NCBI's taxonomy places the organism in Eukaryota, Ciliophora, Oligohymenophorea, Hymenostomatida, Tetrahymenidae. The record is from RefSeq and is a predicted model, not a curated record. The transcript has 9 exons.